AAUUGUAUUCUUUUGGACCACGCAUCUUGCGCGGUCUUUUUUUCUGCUGCUAAGACCAUCAGUAUCACCCUACAUUUCUAGCAACAAGGAAAGUCUGGGUUUUAUAAACAUUUAGGUGAAGUCCUACUUAGGUUAUAUUGAGUGAAAGAAAAGGAUGGCUGAUUGGUCAGACUACCGUAACGAUGACGAGGAAGUUGAGGAAGAAGAAGAACUUGCUGGAGAAUACAAGAGCAGUGGGCGUGACAGCCUGGUGUUUCUAGUGGAUGCCUCUAAAGAGAUGUUCGUUAAGGGUGAAGAUGGUGAAUCAUCUAACUUUGACAUGACAAUGCAGUGUGUGCGCAGUGUGUACAACAAUAAAAUCAUAAGUAGUGACAGAGACCUGGUUGCAUUGGUGUUUUAUGGAACUAAGAAGAGCAAGAACCCCAGAAACUCUUUCAAAAAUGUCUACAUUUACCAUGAUCUGGAUUCUCCUGGUGCUCGGCGUGUGCAGGAUAUCGAUAACCUGAGAGGUGAUAAAGGGUCUAGGUUGGCUGCAGAGAUCAUGGGCAGUGGAGAAACGUCACUCGGAGAUGCUUUGUGGUGCUGUUCAAACUUAUAUAGUGACAUUAAGCUACGGCUGUCUCACAAGCGUCUCAUGAUUUUCACCUGCAGAGAUAACCCUCAUGGAGGAGAAAGAACUCGAGACAGACAGGCCUGUACUAAAGCUGAUGAUCUUAAAGAGACAGGAGUGGUUAUAGACUUAAUGCACCUUUUCAAGCCAGGGGGGUUUGAUGUUUCCCUGUUCUUCUGUGACAUCGUAAGCCCACCGCAGGAUGAGAGUGAGCUUGGACUGCAGUGUGAACCUAGUGGGAAACUUGAGGAAUUACAGAAGCGGGUCAGUGCUCGAGAGAUGCCAAAGAGAGCUCAGAGUAGAAUGACUUUUUCUCUGGGGAAUGAUAUGAAUGUGGCAGUCGGUGUGUAUGUUUUGGUCAGAACAGCCACAAAACCUUCUUCUGUAAAGUUGUACAGAGAUACCAACGAGCCAGUUCACACCAAGACUCGUCUCUUCCACACCCAGAAUGGAAGCCUGCUUCUGCCCAGUGAUACCAAGAGAGCCCAGGUUUAUGGAAACAAGCAAAUUGUAAUGGAAAAGGAUGAAGUGGAUGAGAUAAAAAAAUGUGAUGAUCCAGGUCUGGUUCUGAUUGGGUUUAAGCCAAUGGAUCGUUUGAAAUUACACCAUCAUAUGCGGCCUGCAUUGUUCAUAUAUCCUGAGGAGGAGCAAGUCAUAGGGAGUUCCUGUGUAUUCACAGCUCUGCUGAAAAGAUGCAGUGAAAGAAAUGUGUUUGCAUUGUGCAAAUUCACUGCGCGCCGUAACACUCCACCUCGCUUUGUGGCAUUGUUACCACAGAGAGAAGUGCUGGAUGACAGUCAUGUUCAAGCUGCACCUCCAGGCUUUCAUGCUAUUUUCUUACCCUAUGCGGAUGAUAUACGCACCCUGGAUUUGCCUGAGUGUCCAACAGCCUCCGAUGAGCAAGUUGACAAAAUGAAAGAAAUUGUGCACAAACUUCGUUUUAAAUACAGGAGUGAUGCAUUUGAAAAUCCAGUCCUGCAACAGCAUUAUAGGAAUCUGGAAGCCCUAGCUUUAGACCUUAUGGCACCCGAAGCCAUUGAGGACUUUACAAUGCCUAAAAUGAAAAUGAUGGAUGAUCGGCUUGGUCCUUUAGUACAAGAAUUCAAAGAUUUGGUCUAUCCAUCGGACUACAACCCUGAAGGCAAACCCUCAGCCAAACGCAAAACAGCUGCGGCUGGGGAUGGUGCUGAAAAGAAGCCAAAAGUUGAGAUUUCAGAAGAUGAGCUGCGAGCCCAUGUUUCUAAUGGAACUUUGGGCAAGCUGACAGUACCUGUGCUAAAAGAUGCCUGCAAACAAUUCAAUGUACGAACCACAGGCACCAAGAAACAGGAGCUCAUAGACGCUCUGACUGCACAGCUCUCUACAUAAAUUCAGACAGGAAACAGCUUAAGAUUUAUAAGAUACAGUGCCUGGUGCUAAAACCUGAUAUAUAAUAAAGUUAAAGUGUGUUUAAUAAAGAGCAGUUUUACUAUACUAUAAAUGCUUCUACAGCAAUUUAAGCAUCACUUAAUGUUGAGUUGUUUUUUAAGCGCUUUGUAAAACAAAAACAAAAAAAUAAACCUUAAAACCAUUUCGAUUAAAA
Molecule: messenger RNA, 2192 nt
Organism: Silurus meridionalis
Lineage: Eukaryota; Metazoa; Chordata; Actinopteri; Siluriformes; Siluridae
Gene: xrcc6
Product: X-ray repair complementing defective repair in Chinese hamster cells 6
Exons: 12
Coding region: 155-1978 (607 amino acids)
Biological process (GO): telomere maintenance; cellular response to X-ray; double-strand break repair via nonhomologous end joining
Cellular component (GO): Ku70:Ku80 complex; nucleus
Molecular function (GO): double-stranded DNA binding; telomeric repeat DNA binding; DNA helicase activity
Source: RefSeq, a predicted model, not a curated record